Molecule: messenger RNA, 1462 nt
Organism: Xenia sp. Carnegie-2017
Lineage: Eukaryota; Metazoa; Cnidaria; Anthozoa; Malacalcyonacea; Xeniidae
Product: prostaglandin reductase 1-like
Exons: 8
Coding region: 68-1174 (368 amino acids)
Biological process (GO): prostaglandin metabolic process
Molecular function (GO): 15-oxoprostaglandin 13-reductase [NAD(P)+] activity
Source: RefSeq, a predicted model, not a curated record
UAUACAUUUUACGGAGCGCGCAUGCGCAUCGGCUAACCCAAUAAAAUGAAAAAAUAAAUUUGUUUGCAUGAAAAACGACAUGCUGAGGAUAUUCUCUAGAAUUCGAAGUAUUCCUUUUUGUAAUGUGAGCGAAUUAAGAGAAAAAUUUGUGUGCAAACGGUAUUACAAUAUGAAAGGAAAGAAAUAUAUUUACGCUCACAAGUUUGAAGGACUUCCCAAAGUGACUGAUUUGGAACUUGUCGAAGAGGAGAUUCCUAGCAUAAAGAUUGGCGAGGUUUUGAUCGAGGUACAAGCUUUGAGCGUUGAUCCAUAUAUGAGACCAUACACACCUGUGAUAUGUAAUAUUGGAGAUGACAUGAUUAAUUACUUUGUAGCAGGCAAAGUGAUUGAUAGUAAAGAUUUAUUAUUUCCAAUUGGUACCAAAGUAUCUGGAGCAAUGGGAUGUAGAACUCAUGCAAUUAUGAAAGGAAAAAAACUUACAAAUUUGAACUUUCUUGAUGAUCUGCCUUUAUCAUAUGGUGUUGGAGUUGCGGGUUUAGCUGGUUUAACAGCCUAUUUUGGAGUUUUGAAUGUCCUUGAACCAAAAGAAGGUGAAACACUUUAUGUUAACAGUGCAGCUGGAGCAGUUGGUUCAAUUGUUGGUCAAAUUGCAAAGAUUAAAGGAUGUCGUGUUAUUGGUAGUGCCGGUUCUGAUGAAAAAGUUGCUUUUCUUAAAAGUCUAGGUUUUGAUGAAGCAUUUAAUUACAAGACUGUAACAUCAGUUGAAGAUGAACUUAAGAAACUUUGUCCUGAUGGAAUUGAUAUGUUUUUUGAAAAUGUUGGAGGUCCAGGAUUUUCCAAAAUCAUAAAUCAUUUAAUGAACAGAAGUGGUCGCGUCGCUGUGUGUGGGGCCAUAUCCACGUAUCAUGAAAAAAAACCAGGUUUUGUUGAGGACACUCUUUGGUCAUUGGUGGGGAAACAAAUAAAAAUUCGAGGAUUUAAUGUGAUGGAAUUUUCUCAAGACUUUGAAACGGCAUGUCAACAAAUUGUUCACUGGAUCAAAGAAGGCAAAAUUAUUGUAAAAGAACACAUAACGUAUGGCUUUGACGGAUUUCCAAAAGCUUUUGUAGACCUGUUUACUGGAGAUAACUUUGGAAAAUCUGUUGUAAUCGUUGAAAAUUCAUCAAAAUUGUGAUUCUCCAAUUGUGCUGACCAAAGCAAUAUGAUUGAAUAUGAAAUGAUUAAACUCAAUGUGCUAUACUAUUUUAUUGAACAUUUUCUUGAGGGUGAUAAAUUAAAAUCUCAUCAAGUCAGAAAUCGAAUGCUGGAUGUGGGCGUGCAAAAAUGUUAUGUUGUCAAACCUUUAAUGAUUACAUGAUUUACAUUGACAUAACAAACAAUAAUUUCUACACAUUAUUUUUCAAUGCUUCUGUAUGUGUAUACGUUUAUCAAAGUCAAUUUAAAUUACAAAAUUAUAAUAAUA